This is a messenger RNA of Dermacentor andersoni, 472 nucleotides long. The record is from RefSeq and is a predicted model, not a curated record. Lineage: Eukaryota; Metazoa; Arthropoda; Arachnida; Ixodida; Ixodidae.
UAGAAGAGAACAUGGCUGAGCUUCAAGGGGUGCUUAAGCCACACAGAGCUGCAUACCACUACUUGGAAGUUGUAGAAAAGUACCCAAAGGUCCUAGUAAAAAGGAAGGAUUAUAGCAAAUUACUAUCAAAGGAGUCAGCCGAAUACUACAAGAAAAACGUGAAGUGCCAGGACACACAUCACCUAUGUGCACUUACAAAGGGCCAGUCUAUGAACCUAAGGUGGCACCGAGAACGACGAGUGCAUAUAACGUAUUCUAUGGCGCACACAAUACUGAGAACGAGAAAGGCCCCUGCUGACUUAUUAAACACACUACUGAGAACGACAAGCUUUUCAUCGGAAGCCACAACAUAUGGCAUAAAGAUGGAAGCACUUGCCCGGAAGGAGUUUCAAGAUAAAGUUUCUGUACAGGUUAUAGAAGUACCACACGAUAUCCUUCUUUGAAUUAUAACUAAGCAGAUUAGUAUAAUUAA